AUGGGUUGCAUACAAUUUAAAGUUAAACCAAAUGCAUCGGAGAAAUCUCACUCAAACGUCUCACAUGUUGAUAUUGUCCACGAUAUAUCAGAUGAUCCAAACAUGUCAAACAUAUCUUCGACAGUUGUUUAUAGAAAUCCAUUGUCAAUAUCAACAAACCUGGUUGUUUCAUCGGUCAUUUCAGAUGAAUCAGAAGAUUUAACAUCAUAUCCAGAAUCUGUCAUAUCAGAGACACUUGUUAAAUCAACCCAAUCAAAUAAUUAUCAUAAUCCUGUUAAUAAAGAAACUUCAAUGAAGUCUGAUAAAGCAACUUCACUUAAUAAGAUAACUAUUGCUUCAACAUCAAUCGAUUCAAACGAACCUUCAACAUCUAAAGAAAAUAUUUCAAAAACACAAAUCAAGAAUGCAAAUCUUUUGAAUAUUCCUCCUGUAGAUAACGAUAUUCCCAUCACAUCGAAUGAAUUAUAUCGAAUUUAUCAUCGUAUCAAUUCACCAUCGAUCCGCUCAGAUACUGUCCUAUAUCGUCGCAAUACUAACAAUCGCUUUUUAUCUGCUAGAGAAAAUGAAUUCGAUACAUAUCAAGAAUCAAGACAUAAUAAUGAUAAUUAUACCGAAUCAGAUACGUCUUUGCCUAAUCAUAAUAGUAUUAUCCGUACAAUAUCGACCGAUUCCGAAGGAUCGGUAACAUCUCAAGUAGAACCCUAUGGAAGUGUAUUUAUUUGUCCGAAACAUACAAAUUUUCAACAAAAACCUUCUAGUAAAUCAGAUAAGUCUGAACUAAAACAUGAAAAAUGUGAUAGUUCAGCAGUUGUAGAUAUGAAAGUGAUGACAAAAAAUUUGGUAACUGCUCUGAAAACGACAUCUGCUAAGUUAAGCAUUUCAGGUUUUCAUCAUAGUGGAGCUGUUAGUGAAACAGAAAGCGAUGUGGAUGAAUUUUAG
Messenger RNA from Rotaria sp. Silwood1, 939 nucleotides. The record is from the annotation of a GenBank genome assembly. Lineage: Eukaryota; Metazoa; Rotifera; Eurotatoria; Philodinida; Philodinidae.